UUUUUAUACCUUCUAUGAAAGAGAAUGUAAUUGCCCUUUACUAUAACGUCCGAUUAGGCGCGGAUUCUCUCCCAUUCGAUCUCCUUCUAGGGUUUCAACAUGCGUGCAGCCUAUGACUUCUCUUUUAGUCGUGCUAGAUCCGGCACACUUUCCUUUUACGCCCGCCGCCGUCCAUGGCGAGAGUUACUAGCCCACCCGUCUUCCUAUACCCAACCCAUUUCCCUCACCGAUUUCGGAUCUCGGGUCAAACGAAACCUCUCCUACUUUCGGGUCAACUACGCAAUGGUUGUACUCUUCAUUCUCUUCUUAAGCCUUUUAUGGAACCCUGUUUCACUAAUUGUGUACUUGCUAGUGUUUGUCGCUUGGUAUUUUUUGUACUUUCAUCGGGAUGAACCGUUGAUGGUUUUUAAUCGGAUGAUUGAUGAUAGGAUUGUGCUUGGUGUUCUUGGUGUUGUUACGGUGGUGAGUUUGGUGAUGACGAGAGUUUGGUUGAAUGUGUUAGUGUCGACUUCGUUAGGGAUUGUGUUGGUUUUUUUGCAUGCCAUGUUUAGGAUUACUGAGGAUUUGUUUCUUGAAGAAGAUGAUGUGGCUGAUGGUGGAUUGCAUUCAUUUGUUGGUACCUCCGUGUGAUAUGAAUCAAAUCGCCUUAUUAUUAUAUGAUCGUGAAUGGCUGAUGUUUACAUUCUAUCGGGGAUUCGAAUGGAGAAUUGAGACACAUGAUUAUUUGGAAUGAUUAGUUUUUUCUCUCUUCAUUGUAAAUGAAGAAUACUACAUUUUGGGAGAAGGGCAAAUGGUUUUUGAGAUUUUGGUCUUUCAGUUUAGUAGUGCAAAAUGCAGAGAUACUUUUGGGUUGGUGAACCUUAUGUUAUGAUGGAAUUAGGACUUAAUUUUGGUGUAUUAUUUGAAUUCAUGCAUUAAGAGGUUACUUUUUGAGUUUUUCAUGUAUAUGUUUGAUUAAUCAAUCAAUUAUACGUUAAUCA
Capsicum annuum is the source of this 980-nucleotide messenger RNA. Its product is annotated as PRA1 family protein F3. The coding region runs from base 100 to 630 and encodes 176 amino acids. The transcript has a single exon. The record is from RefSeq and is a predicted model, not a curated record. Gene Ontology annotation, biological process: vesicle-mediated transport. Gene Ontology annotation, cellular component: endoplasmic reticulum; Golgi apparatus. NCBI's taxonomy places the organism in Eukaryota, Viridiplantae, Streptophyta, Magnoliopsida, Solanales, Solanaceae.